UUCACUCCUUCAGUCAGUGAAGCUCCCACAGCCGUUCAUGAGAGUUUAAAUGCUGGGGAAUAUUCCCAUCUUCUCACAGGAGAAGAAGAAGCAAGCAGGAGGAAUUACUCCAGGAGAAACUACGGACAUACUAUUGUAAAGAUGGAGAUUAAGGAAGAACCCUGCAGAAUAAAAGAUGAAGAUACAGAGGAACAAAUAGACCUGAUGGAAGUGAAUGAAGACAAACAGCAUCAGUUUCAAAAACCUCAUUAUUUCACAAAUGAAGAUGGAAAUGCAGUCGUUUCAAAGACUGAAGAGAAUUUCCCACAGAAACAAGCUGGAAAAUCUGGAGUCGAAGGAUCUUUAACCUGUUCUGAGUGUGGAAAGAGUUUCCUAUAUAAAUCAACCCUGAACAGACACAUGAUGAUUCACACUGGAGAAAGGCCUUAUACAUGCACUCAGUGUGGAAAGAGUUUCAUAGUUAAAACAAACCUUAACCAACACAUGAAAAUUCACACUGGAGAAAAACCAUUCACAUGCUCUCAGUGUGGAAUGAGUUUCAGUUACAAAAGCGUUCUCAAAGAUCAUAUGCGCCGUCACUCUGGAGUGAGAUCAUUCAGCUGUGAUCAGUGUGAUAAAACAUUUGUUUUUGAAUCCGGCUUAAGAAAACACCUUAAUGUUCAUGCUGCUGUGAAGCCUCAUGUUUGCAUACCUGCCAACUUUUGA
Molecule: messenger RNA, 705 nt
Organism: Rhinichthys klamathensis goyatoka
Lineage: Eukaryota; Metazoa; Chordata; Actinopteri; Cypriniformes; Leuciscidae
Product: gastrula zinc finger protein XlCGF67.1-like
Exons: 2
Coding region: 142-705 (187 amino acids)
Source: RefSeq, a predicted model, not a curated record